AAAUGUAUUCACCAAAUGAACAUCCUCAUACAGUCCCACUUGCAGAAAACAAUCUUCAGCCAUUCUUCGUGCUGCACAAGGCAUCAAAGUCUUCAGAGUCUACUGCAAUAUCUCCUGGAAGACCGACCAAAAGAAGACUUGACUCUUCACCAAAAGUAUCAUUAAACAAUGAAAACAAGAAUGAGAACGUAAAAAUGGAAGCUUUCCAGUGUGUAUGGUCAAAAAUUGAAUCCAAGAUUAAGGAUGUCUUGAGGAGUAUAAAUGCUGACGUGUUUGAUGAGAUAGGACAAUGGGUUCGUGAAUCUUUUAAUGAAAUUUGUUCGUGUAGAGGGCCUGUUGAUCCAUCAAAGUCAAGUCUUCCAUACCCUUUUGUUCAUAAUGGUGGUUUAGUUAAAAAGCUCUUCACUGGUCUGGUAUUCACUAAGAAUAUUGAAACUGUCGAUGACAUAUUAACUUUUGCUGAACUUGGUUUAAACUUGAAAUCUCGUGGAUGCUAUGUGGCAAAUAUUUCCUCCUUGGAUUUUUCUACCAAGAAUGGCAUUGGGGGCUGUCUCAGAGCGUUUCUGAGACAAUUGCUUAUGGUUGACAUUGAAGCAGCUGAUGUUUCGCUCUUAGCAUCAUGGUAUAGUGACCAUGGCAAGCAUGAGAAACCAGUGGUUGUAAUUAUUGAGGAUAUGGAGAGGUGUUCUGGGGCUCUCUUAUCAGAUUUCAUCAAUAUGUUAAGUGAAUGGUCUGUUAAGAUUCCAAUCAUCCUAAUUGCUGGUGUUGCUACAAGUGCUGAUGCUCCCAGAAAUGUGCUCACUGCCCGUGCACUUCAAUAUUUGUCUACAUCAAUAUUCUCUCUGAAAUGCCCAGCUGAAAGGUUGGAUGCAAUCAUUGAGGCUGUUCUAGUAAAAAAUUGUGCUGGCUUCAGUGUUGGCCACAAGGUGGCGACUUUCUUGAGGAGCUAUUUUUUGAGACAAGAUGGAACAGUUACUUCAUUUGUUAGAGCCUUAAAGAUGGCAAUAAUCCAACAACUUUCCAUCGAGCCUCUUAGCUUUGUGCUCAAGCUUUUAGUUGAUGAGGGAGAUUGUAAGGGGUCAUGGUAUGAGGAUCUUGCUAAUUUGCCAGAGGAAUUGAUAAAGCAUUCUUUUGAGCUUCCAUCUUACAGGAAAUAUUCAGUAAAUCGGAAUAAUCAUGUAGAACUAAAUGCUAUGAGUCUAGGCCAUGGACUAUCAGAAAUGCAGAGGCUGCAGGAACUAUGGAGAUCUCGCCUUAUGUGUUUAUAUGAAGCUGGAAGGUACCAUAAAGUUGCAUUGCUGGACUUGUAUUUGGAGGCAUUAGAUCCUGAGUUAUACAACUCCAGGUUAUCUAAUCAAGGCUGUGAUAGUGCAAAAGAUAGGAGCUUGUUGUCAAAUAAUGAUAAACUUUUCAAGCUACAAAAGGCUGAGGUUACCAAUCAAGUCAUCCGCAAAAUAAGGGAUCUACCAGCUGCGAAGCUAUCCCAGUUGCUUAAGAGUUGGGAGAGGCUCACCAAAGGGACAAUGGAGGUUCAUGAGAAGAUUAUGGAGCUACAGUCCCAAAUGGUAUCAGAGGAUGUCAAAAGUCACAAAGCAGAAUUAACUGAUAUAUCAAAGAGACAUGUCAAUCGACGCUGUUUAAAUGUGGAGAAAGAUGCAUGCACAUCAAAUGACAAAGCUAUGACUUUAGCAGGUCAAAUGAUAAGGGACACCAUGCAGCCCAUUGAGUGUAUACCAUUUCAUGAACUUAUUUGCUUCAAGGAUGUUGACAAUCUCCAAUCAGCUUUGGCUGGUGAUCCAAGAAGAAGAAUUCAAAUUGAUCUCUUGAAUUUCUACAAAAUUCUCAAGUGUGGAUGUUGCAGCAACAGUGGUGGUACACUAUCACCAUCUAUGCAUGAUACCUCAAUAAUGUAUACACUGGCUCAAGAGCAUGGUGAUCUCAUUAAUCUUCAUGACUGGUUUCAAUCUUUUAAAGCAUCUAUUUCAAGCUCAGGAAAGAAAGGGUUGAAGAAGUUGGCUUCACCGAAGAAAAGAAAGGAGAACACCUCUUCUCAAAACAAUUCUGAUGCAUUGUUACAAGCAAGGUUUUGCAGAGCUGUGAUGGAGCUGCAGAUUACAGGGUUGCUUCGUAUGCCAAGCAAAUGGCGCCCUGAUUGUGUGCAGAGAGUGGCUUUUGGAGUGUAAUCAUAUUAUAUUAAAACUGGAAAGUUCAUUGGAUUAUGUUUUUGCCCCUCUAUAAUUAAAAUGUUGUAAAACAUAUAAUUAUAUUAUCAUUUGAAGUACAUGAAUGUGUAAUGAUUUUUUGACUUCAUUCAAUUAAUUUAUAAUUUGAUAUUAUU
Molecule: messenger RNA, 2338 nt
Organism: Solanum stenotomum
Lineage: Eukaryota; Viridiplantae; Streptophyta; Magnoliopsida; Solanales; Solanaceae
Product: origin of replication complex subunit 3
Exons: 17
Coding region: 3-2183 (726 amino acids)
Biological process (GO): DNA replication initiation; DNA replication
Cellular component (GO): nuclear origin of replication recognition complex; nuclear pre-replicative complex; DNA replication preinitiation complex
Molecular function (GO): DNA replication origin binding
Source: RefSeq, a predicted model, not a curated record